Owenia fusiformis is the source of this 2676-nucleotide messenger RNA. The record is from the annotation of a GenBank genome assembly. NCBI's taxonomy places the organism in Eukaryota, Metazoa, Annelida, Polychaeta, Sabellida, Oweniidae.
GGUCAUGUUUUCCCAAUACAAUCAUCACUAAAGUUCUCUCAUGUGGACUCAAAGAUUUUUGUUACCAUGGAAACAAAUCAGCAGAUGUUGCUAUGGCAACUGAAGAAAACCUACCUAAAAUGCCAUCAGUUGUUGGUAUAUUGGGUCACUUGGCACAGCAGCAUGGACACAACAUUAAAACAGCAUUGUUGCAGUUGUUUAAGGAUAGUAUAGAGUCGGACCCUGAUUCUAUGCAGAUAAUGACUGUGCCCUAUCUGCUCCAUUUGGCCUCUAUGUCUCCAUUGCUUCUGAGGGUUAUAUCUACAGAGUUCCUCACUGCAUUGACGCCACAUAAUCUAAAUAUGCUCUGUCAGCAGUCCACUUAUUGGCAUUCCAAGAAUAAACAGGACAUCAAUAGUCUGUUGAACUUGUUAGUGCAUCUGUUGAUGAAGUGUGAAGACCAAACAUUUGAAAUCAUCAUGUUUCUGUUGAACUCCAGUCAACAAGCCCAUAUCUCUCUCUUUCUUUUAGGAGAUGGUUGUCAAGUGAACCCUCUUGUACAGAGAGCAUGCACUAUCAUUCUGAGUAAGGUGCUGUUAGACUUGGAGCGUCAGAUCUUGAGUAAGCAUGACAACGAAAAGGAGAUUGUAUUGUUGUCGUCAUUGAAGCCGCAUGUAGAGAGACUAUGUCUGAAGUUGGUGGAGUCUACGGACACAAGGUGUAAACGUUGGCUGAUCCAGAUACUAGCAUGUGUGGGGUGGUAUAAUGGACUGGCGUGCGUUAACCAUAUCCUGGCAUUUUUAUUACUCAAUAUAUCCACCGAAUCACAACUGGGAGUGUUUAUCCAGCUACAACGAGAGAUAGAAAUACGCCUUCCUGCGGUCUUACUAAACAUCAUGUCAACGUUAUCCUUACUCACGGGAAAAGGGACUACUUCAUCUGCGGAUGUAUAUAAACUCUUGAGGAAUCUCACCACGAUUGUCAAAUGGGAAAAUGAAUCAAAAACUCCUCUUACAAGGUGCCAGUUUAAAGAAUGCAUUAUUAAAAACAUGGCCACAUUUGCCUCAUUCUUCUCUGAUGGGGAUCUAGAAACAGGCAUACAGUGUCUUCACUUACUCAAUAUGAUUGAUCUACCUGGGAAUCUAGAAACAGUUACCUUGGUAACAUUGGCCAGAUCCUGUGUAGCAACAUUAUUUUCAAUAUGCUCUACAGCUGGGGACACUGAUGAAGGUUAUAAAAACAAGCAGCGGAAUACUGAUACGUUGUGUGCCUAUGUGACCAAACUUAGCGAAUCCACAACUGCAUAUAGAUAUAUUCAGCGCACACUUCUUACACAGCUCCUAACUAAGGAAAAUGUUCCGCUAUUUGGCCACAAACAGGACCAAGCCAGUUUUUCAAGCUCUUCAAAGAGUACUCCAACCUCACUUUUUGAAGAGCUCCAAAAAACACAGCGUGAAUCAACAGUAGCGCAUCAUCACGGUGGAAUAAUUGGUCAGGGGAAACGAGUACACACUCAAGACGACUCAUUUACUCAGGAUGAUCAAGCGACCAAUCGUUUAUGUGCACUGCGGGUGCUAUGGGCUACCUGUUGUAGACGAACAGACAAUGAGUCAGCUGGGGGUGCAUCACAGGUUAUAGGCGAGCAUUUGCAUCACUUGAGUAACCUAAUGGUAGAACUUGUCACCCCUGAUGCUUGCUAUAAUGAGAUCCCGUGGCCUGAUGAGGACCUCAUGAAGGUGACACUAGAGAGAGAUCUUUACAUCAAGAAACAGUUUGACACAAAACCCAUAUUAUGGGAUAUUAUGGAACUCAUUUCAUUUGAUCACCUAGCCAUUGCUAAGAGUUCUCCAUUGUUACGUGGACUAGUUGCUGUUCAGGUUAAUUACUGGGUGUCCUGUAGAGAUAAGAACACCACCGAUUCCCCCCAGUCUGAGCAGUAUCUCCGUGAAUCUAACAGACUUCUUGAGUUCAUGGCCAAGGGCAACCUUCUUCCUCAACCAUUGUGUUUUAUUGCUGAAUUUUUCCGUCAUGUAUCUCCAUUCAAAGUGUUCCUCCUCUUAACCAAUGUCUGGGCUUUUAUCAAGGAGAAUCCAGAUAAUCUGACCAGCGAGACACCCACGCUUCUGCCUGGCUGUGCUACAAACUUCAUGGCUCUUAUACAGAACUUGAUGCAUGCAGAUAUAGAUAAACUUGGACAUUACUAUCCACUGUUCUUUCAAAAGACUUAAAUCUUUGACUUGUAUGGAGCCCCUUAUAAAGGCCCUUACUUUACAGAUCUCCUUGAUUAUCCAAACACUGUAGCCCUGUUGUAUUUUAAGUUCCUGACUUGAUAGCAUUUCUAUCAAACUAUAUACAAGCACAGGGUAUACAAGGGCUGUUCAAUAUAUUUAAUGGGCCAAUCUCCUUGAUCUUCAUCUUGAUCUUGAUCUUCAUUUGAUCAUUUUAAGUAAUACAUAUUCAGUUAGCUGAAAGGGACCACUGAGAUAACCAUAAAGGGGGUACAGGUCCAGAGGGCCAGUAAUGAUUAUUGAUGAUUGGUGAAAAAAUCAAUAUUGAGCCAUCUGUGUUAAAUGCAUUCAAUUACUUUUUGCUCACCCCUUGUACUGCAUAUGACAUAUGGUAUAUAUACAAUUAUCUCUAGUUUACUCACAAAGAUAGUGAUUCAGUUUGACAUAAAUAAAAACAAAAUGAAAAUAC